Toxotes jaculatrix (banded archerfish) is the source of this 6199-nucleotide messenger RNA. It is a transcript of the gene ext1b, whose product is annotated as exostosin glycosyltransferase 1b. Bases 1263 to 3485 code for a protein of 740 amino acids. The record is from RefSeq and is a predicted model, not a curated record. Gene Ontology annotation, cellular component: membrane. Gene Ontology annotation, molecular function: glycosyltransferase activity. The transcript has 11 exons. Lineage: Eukaryota; Metazoa; Chordata; Actinopteri; Toxotidae.
UGAGUAUUUUCCCUUUUGCCUGAGUUACACUGUGAAUGCGGUGCUUUUUACUUUCAAAGGAGCAUUUUACUGUUGUGCCGCUAUCGCAACACACCCUCUGCACUCUGCCACAUCCCCACGCCAACUUCUCCGGGGCUUACAAUUAGACAAUUUGCACAUGCGGAGGAGUCCGGUUAUGAAUGGGUGCAUUCCCCCAAGUCCCGCCUCUUCCGUUCCCGCAGACGGACCAAUCGGCGGCGGCGGUGCGCAUCGAUGGGACGUCACGUCAGCCGCCGUCGUGUCGGGAUUGGAAUGUUACCGACUAACAAUCGGAACAACUGAGCACUCGGUAAUUGGACACUAGGAUCACGGAAUCCCGUCUUUUUGAACAUUUUUUUUCUCAGCUAUUUACUCAGCCUGAGCCUCGCGUUCGCUCCCCUCGUGUCUGCCGGGUAACUUCGCCUGCUGCGUGGUCCCCAGCCGAUGAGGAUUUUUAUUUUAUAUCAGCGAGGGUAUGUGGAGAUGUUGUAAUAAAUAAGAAGAGAAAUGCAGGGAUUCGUCAGGUUACAGUUGUACCGCUGAGCUGCCCCUGCGCUACGACGCUUCCCCUCCGUGUUUCCUUUUUUCUUUUUUUUUUCUUUCCGUUCUUUACACGGGACCAUGGAGUGAUAAAAGAGGUGGGGGGAUAGGACGAUUUCACCCCGAGGCAUUUGGAUCCGAGAGCGGCGGCCACACCGACGGGUUUUUUUUCCCACACUCCCCGGUCAAUGUGUUAGGCUACCGAGUUUAACAUCCACACCGGGGUAUACCUCUCCGUCUGGGAGAGCCUCGGGGACCCCUGCCGCUGUUCAUCUUGGGGGAGAGAGUUCCCGGACGGUUCUCGGACAGUUUUGUUUUUUUUUUUUUCAUUUGAACAGCCCCACACUGCCAGACUGAAUGAGGCUGAGAAGAAGCGCAGGGGAACAGAGUCGCUGCAUGUGAUUGUGUCCGAGAGGGUCCGGGCAGCACUGAUCUUUUUUUUUAAGGUGCACCCAAGCCCCGCUGCAGGCGCUGUGCGAUAUGGUGAAACUCUACAGAAGAGGGAGAAAGGGACAAUACUUUUAAAAUCGCCCACAUGCACUGGAUCAAUAGCUGGAUUUGGGAACCGAAUAAGCAGAAGGGGGGUUGGGGAUCCUUGGAGGCUGCCGGAGGAUGGAGCGGUGUAGCCGGGGUUGGUGAGAGCCUAACUUCGGGCCACUUUACAUUUCUUAUUCCUAAACAACUCGCCCCUGUUCCCAGGACACAUGCAGGCCAAAAAACGCUACCUGAUCCUGCUCUCAGCCGGUGCAUGUCUAGUGCUUCUCUUCUACCUCGGAGGGAUUCAACUUCCAGCGGCGAGCAGGAGCCGGCAUGACCGCAGCCGAAAUGCGUACCGGCCCGACCAGCCCUGGCCUCACUUCUCGGACCCUUUACACCCUUUCCUGCCCUGGGAUCAGACGGACACCGAGGAGUACAACCUGCACAUAUCUCCGAAGCAGAAGAGGGACGUCAAUACGAGUGUUUACAAAGGCAAACGAUGCCGCAUGGAUUCAUGCUUUGAUUUCUCUCUGUGUCAAAAGAACGGAUUCAAAGUUUAUGUUUACCCGCAACAGAAGGGGGAGAAGAUCUCCGAGAGUUAUCAGAAUAUUUUAUCCACCAUUGAGGGGUCGAGGUUUUACACCUCAGACCCCGGACAGGCAUGUCUGUUCGUCCUGAGUCUGGACACUCUGGACCGGGACCAGCUGUCCCCGCAAUACGUCCACAACCUGAAGACCAAGGUUCAGAACCUGCCCCUGUGGAACGACGGCAGGAACCACCUCAUAUUUAACUUGUACUCGGGGACGUGGCCGGACUAUACGGAAGACUUGGGCUUUGACAUCGGCCAGGCCAUGCUGGCCAAAGCCAGCAUCAGCACCGAGAACUUCAGGCCCAACUUCGACGUGUCCAUCCCCCUCUUCUCCAAGGAGCACCCGCGGACCGGCGGAGAAAGGGGGUACCUCAAGUAUAACUCCAUCCCGCCUUUUAGAAAGUACAUGCUGGUGUUCAAGGGGAAGCGCUACCUGACCGGUAUCGGCUCGGACACCAGGAAUGCCUUAUAUCACGUCCACAACGCAGAGGAUGUGGUGCUGCUCACCACCUGCAAGCACGGCAAAGACUGGCAGAAGCACAAGGACGCUCGCUGUGACAAGGACAACGCAGAGUAUGACAAGUACGACUACAAGGAGAUGCUCCACAACUCCACCUUCUGUCUGGUGCCCCGCGGCAGACGACUGGGCUCCUUUCGCUUCCUCGAGGCACUGCAGGCUGCAUGUGUGCCGGUGAUGCUGAGUAACGGCUGGGAGCUGCCUUUCUCCGAGAUCAUUGACUGGAAUACAGCGGCAGUCAUCGGCGACGAGAGGCUCCUGCUGCAGAUUCCAACCACGGUGCGCUCCAUUCACCAGGAUAAGAUCCUGUCCCUCAGACAGCAGACUCAGUUCCUCUGGGAGGCCUACUUCUCCUCCGUGGAAAAGAUAGUGCUGACCACAUUGGAGAUCAUCCAGGACCGUGUGCUGGAGCACGGCUCCAGGAGCAGCCUGAUGUGGAACAGUCACCCUGGGGGACUCUUUGCCCUGCCGCAGUACUCUGGAUACCUGGGAGACUUCCCUUUCUACUACGCCACACUGGGAAUUAAACCGUACCCAAAGUUCACGGCGGUCAUCCAUGCCGUGUCCCCUCUGGUGUCCCAGUCCCAGCCCAUACUCAAGCUCCUAGCAGCUGUGGCCAAGUCCCAGUACUGUGCUCAGAUUAUUGUCCUGUGGAACUGCGACAAGCCUCUCCCUGCAAAGCACCGCUGGCCUGCCACCUCAGUGCCCGUCAUCGUCAUCGAGGGAGAGAAUAAGGUGAUGAGCAGCCGCUUCUUGCCCUAUGAGACCAUAGUGACCGACGCUGUCCUCAGCCUGGAUGAAGACACAGUGUUGUCCACCACAGAGGUGGACUUUGCCUUCACAGUCUGGCAGAGCUUUCCAGAGCGCAUCGUUGGAUACCCUGCCCGCAGCCACUUCUGGGACAGCAACAAGGACCGCUGGGGUUACACAUCCAAAUGGACCAAUGAUUAUUCAAUGGUGCUGACUGGGGCCGCCAUCUACCACAGGUAUUACCAUUACCUGUACACCAACUACCUGCCCACUAGUCUGAAGAGCAUGGUGGACCAGCUGGCCAACUGUGAGGACAUCCUGAUGAACUUUCUGGUCUCUGCUGUCACCAAGUUGCCACCUAUCAAGGUCACACAGAAGAAACAGUAUAAAGAGACCAUGAUGGGACAGUCUUCGAGGGCUUCUCGCUGGGCCGAUCCAGACCACUUCGCCCAGCGACAGACCUGCAUGAACAAGUUCGCCAGCUGGUUUGGCGCCAUGCCGCUGGUCCACUCCCAGAUGAGAUUAGACCCUGUCCUGUUCAAGGACCAGGUCUCCAUCCUCCGCAAGAAAUACAGGGACAUCGAGAGGCUCUGACAGGACCGACGCCCCCUUGGGGGAGACCCCACACAGGGGGAGGCGCGAGAGACUGACUCAGUGGAGAGUAGGAGGAGUACUAGGACUACAGCAGGAUGGACAGGGAGCGACACAGCUCUGUCUUCCACUCAGCACAUUGCCAAUGACCACAGCGCCGCUGCUGCCAGGACUUGACGUGGGAAGGGAUGAAUGGGAAACAAGCAGAUGGCGUUCGGAUCUGAAAAACACAAACAAAAAAAACACAAACACAGACAGACAAAGAGGAGUACACAAACUGAUGGACAAGCCAAACAGUACUGUAUGUUUUGCAAAUGUGCAAACACACAGCACACACUACUGACAACAAGAACUCUUAAAUAGAAUAUUUUUUUUUACAACACGAACAAAGACGACAAUGACUUUCCUGCUCUUUCGGCACAUGUACAGGACGGUAGAAGAGGGAAGGUGUCCAUGGUCGCCCCCUGGCAACCACAGUCUGCAUCAGGACAUAAUACUGGACUCGCUACCACACCCCUGCAUUAUAGCCUGGGAAACCCUGUUCUUUAGUGGGUUUGAUUUCAUUGUAUAAAUCGGCUCUCAGUAUCACUGUUGACCCUUUUUCCUCGCUGAGAGUUUUGAAUCAGAGCAUCAUCAGUUUUUAAUGUUUUCAUUUUCAAGACAGAGAAGGUUAACAGCAGUGCCCAGCCUGUUAUUACAAGGUUUUCGUAGAAAAGCAGCCAUUAUUUUCCAGAUAUUCUUGGCUAUCGACACACGUCCUCGAGAUUCAAGUCUGAAAACAUCCUGUCUGUCGUAUCCUUGGCUCAUUCCUUGAUGUGCUGAUAUGGCUUUUAUAAUGGUCUAUCUGCCUCCCUCUUAUCAGUAAGAUAAGUUAGAAAAACAUCUCGUUUAAUAUCCCAUUUUCUUCUCAUACUCACCAGGGCAGUUGUACUUUCUUUAUCUUUUUUUCCCUCUUACUUUCAUCAUCUUUUCUUUCCCCCUUCAAACUCUCUGUACUUUCACUCUUCUGUGUGAAUGUGUGUUUGUAUGUGUGUGUGUGUUGUGUGUGCAGAGCCUUGAAAAGUUGGCUCAUCCAACCAUAAGCUCAAGUGGAGUACAUUUUCCCUCCGUUGGAAUGAGUGAAAUGAACAUUUCUGGAUGAAAUGGAGCAGAACGCUGCAUUCUAACGCAAACUCGUUUUGCCCAUUUCUUACUUCCUGCACGGGCCUCAGAGCACUAUCUUUACAGGGGGAAAAUUUCAGACCAGAGCAGGUCUUUAGUGACCGGCGUCAUUUCACAGGAGUGCUUGUAGAAAGAUUUUUAACGCUGAGCGCAUCAGUGCCAUUCUGACAUCAGGGUCUGCCUUUCAGUUUGAGAUGCGUAGAUGCUCUCGUGUUGAAAUAUUCUAGUCAUCAGUCCGAUGCGGCUCUCCUGUCGCCAUGAUUUCUAUUCUUUUUCCCCCCCAUGACAUAUCAGAGAACCUCAGAGCCAUUAAACUGACAAAAGGUUUUCUCCUCCAUUUGUCAGGCAGAGGUACGUUUGGGCUUCAAUUAGGUAAACCUAUUUCAUUUGGAGUGCUGUUUUAUUCCCAGGGGACAAGCUGUUGAUGAAACACUCUAACAUUAUGGACCAUUCUGUUGUGAAAGCAGUGACCCACAAACAUGACCUGCUGGCUAAUGCUAGCCUUGGACAGUGCUGUUGUUUUAUUUUUUUGUUUUGUUUUUUGUCCCCCCCCCCAGCAACAAUACACCCUCCCCUUCAGUCGUACUUGUCCAUUACUUGUAACAGCUGCUCACAUUGCUGUAUCCACAUCAAAACGCCUGACAUUUUGCACCUUAAAUUACUUUAUUGGUAUUGGACAACCAGAUCAAAAUACUAAAGUAAGCUUUCUCAACCUCUAAUUGAUCGUUUUGAAGAGAUUUCUGAGAAAAUGGCUGGAUCACAGCGGGUCUGCUCUGUGCUCUCAUUUGGUCUGCAUGCAGCGUUCGGCCGAGAGCACAGACAGUCCACUCACACGUUUAGUUUGCAGACACUUGAAUGAAAGCCGCGUGCUUUUAGUGGCCUUUCUGUCAGGCGGGCAUUCAGCAUAAUGUCUCAGCCAAAGCUUUUCAUUGUGCGUGUUAAUCAGUAGCUGUCAUCGACAUUAUCAAUAUCACUGUCACACAUUCAAUGACUGUUUUAUUUCCUGCGUUUUUCAUUCAUUUAUGUUUUGUUCUACAAAGAGUUUAUGUAAAAUGUAUUGUAAAGCCUUUACAGUGUCAACAAAGACGACACUCGUGCUUUCAAGUGUCGUAUCCAAAUGCUGCCACUGCAAAGCUCUGUUAUAUCAUAUAUCAUAUCAAACCCAGCAGGACUAUCAUGGUUUUUUUCCUCACACACAAUUGUUCUGAAUUUAAUAUUUGCAUUUACAAUCUGGGACUUUACGUUUGUAUUGUGAUUUAAUUUUUUAAUUUUUAUUUUUUUUGUGCCAGGAGAGAUUUUAGAUCUGUUUAAUAUGGAGUCACAACAAAAAGUGUUCGAUCAGCUACAGUAUGUGAUUCUGGGAAAAACAUUCUCCUCACAUCUGGUCCCUAUUUCAUCUUCAGAGCACCAUCUUGUUUGAAUCCAUAUCAAGCCUUUUAUGUCUGAUUGUUUGAAUCACUGUUGUUGAUCAUCUCAAGAUAACCGCAUCCCCCAGCUUUGCAAAAAAAAAAAAAAAAGAAAGAAAGAAAAAGAAAACACCACCCAUUUCAAAUCCC